Messenger RNA from Anopheles maculipalpis, 3618 nucleotides. It is a transcript of the gene fw, whose product is annotated as sushi, von Willebrand factor type A, EGF and pentraxin domain-containing protein 1. Lineage: Eukaryota; Metazoa; Arthropoda; Insecta; Diptera; Culicidae. The coding region runs from base 1 to 3618 and encodes 1205 amino acids. The record is from RefSeq and is a predicted model, not a curated record. The transcript is spliced from 10 exons.
AUGAGGAAAUGGAAGCGCCCGGGUGCCGCCACCGAUGGUGGCCGAAAUAGUGAUGCCGUCGCACAGCACCCAGCACCAACCAACCUUAGGCAGCGCAUCAAACAACCAACGACCGGUGGCGCCACCUGGCUCAAUGCGGCCACACUGCUAACCGUUGCCAUUACGAUCAACCUCACCUGUGCCGGAGUCAGCAGUCAAGUUUGUGGUCCGCCAGCAGUUCCAGCCAAUGCUAAAGUACACACAGAAAAAGCAACCGACGGCAGCGGUGGCCUCAAGUCGGCCCGGUAUGAUUGCGAUGCCGGCUACGAGCUAUUCGGCCCGGACACGAUCCGCUGCGAUCCAGCGAAAGGAUGGGACCGCGAGCUGCCAUUUUGCGGAACGAACGUCGCGUAUCGCAAGCCGGUAAAUCAAUCGUCGGCAACUCGCUCCGGCCCGGCUGGAUUCGCCAACGAUGGUAAGCCGGGCAAUCAGAACCCGGACGGUCAGGAGUGUUCGGAAACGCAGAAGGAAGUAUCGCCCUGGUGGCGGGUCGAUCUGCUUACACCGGAAGCGGUGCGGGUAGUGCGGAUCACGACGCGCGGUUGCUGUGGCCAUCAACCGCUGCAAGAUCUGGAGAUACGGGUCGGCAACAGUAGCAGCGAUCUGCAGCGCAAUCCGCUCUGCGCUUGGUAUCCGGGCACGGUGGAUGAGGGUACGACGAAGUCGUUCACCUGUGCCCGACCGCUGGUCGGCCAGUACGUGACGGUGCAGCUGGUCGGUGUGGAGAGCAGCCUCAGCCUGUGCGAGGUGGAGGUGUUUUCGAACGAUGAGUUCUCGUCGGAUCGGUGCGCGUCGCCAAACCUGAGCGUCGAAACCGUGCUGACGACGUUCGCCAAAACGUGCUACGAGUUUCACAUAACGCGGGGUGAAAGUUUCGAGAAGGCGCGAGCAGUCUGCAAAUCGCACGGUGGCGAUCUGAUACAUGACUUCCGUGGCGUUACCACCGACUACAUCAUCUCGGAGUUGGAGCGGCGCAAAACCGAUCUGCGGACGCAGCUUGUGUGGAUCGGUGCCCAGAAGGAGCCGGGCAUUACGUCACGCACCUGGAAGUGGGUUAAUGGUGAUACAGUGCUCAAGCCAACCUGGGGCAAGGAUCAACCCAAUAACUACAACGGCGAACAGAACUGCGUCGUGCUCGACGGUGGCCGUAACUGGCUGUGGAACGAUGUCGGCUGCAAUCUCGACUACCUCAACUACAUCUGCCAGCAUAAUCCACUGUCGUGCGGUUCGCCGGAAGCGCUGGUCAACACGACCAUCGUCGGUAGAAACUAUUCCGUCGGUGCCAACAUCACGUACCAGUGUCCGGUUGGGCAUUCGCUGAUCGGUAUCGAAAAGCGUACCUGCCAGCAGAACGGUCUUUGGAGUGGGGCACCGCCUGCGUGUAAAUACGUUGACUGUGGUCCACUGCCAGAGAUCGAGCACGGUGGCAUUAUACUGUCCGAGCAGCGUACCAGCUUCGGUGUGCAAGCGUCCUACACCUGUCACGAGAACUACACGCUGAUUGGCAACGAAAACCGUACCUGUCAGGCGAACGGAUGGUCUGGGACGCAGCCGAAAUGUUUGAUUGAUUGGUGCCCGGAGCCGCCACCGAUACAGGGUGGCAAGAUAAAGGUGUCGGGACGGCGGGCAGGUUCGACCGCGCUGUACACAUGCGACUACGGGUUUGUGCUGAUCGGUGAGCCGGUCCUGUCGUGUGGACUCGGUGGCAAUUGGACGGGAAAGAUACCGGUGUGCCGGUAUGUUGACUGCGGUAUGCCAGCUCGUCCGGAUCGUGGUAAUAUGCUGCUGCUGAACGAUUCAACCACCGUUGGGUCUGUGGUGCGUUACUUCUGCGACGAUGACUAUUGGUUGGUGGGACCGCAGGAGCUGUACUGCACGAAGGAUGGCAAGUGGUCUGGCAAUGCGCCGGCUUGUGAGUUGAUUACUUGCGAGACACCGCACGUACCACCAGGUUCGUACGUGAUCGGGUACGACUAUAAUAUUCACUCCUCGAUCCAAUAUCACUGCGAUCCGGGCCAUAUUCUGCGUGGCGAAGAUACGCUCACCUGUCUCGAGUCGGGUCAGUGGAGUGGCGAUGCACCAGACUGCGAGUACGUCGACUGCGGUCCACUGACACCGAUUCCGUUCGGUUCGCAUCGCUACCUGCAGAACACCACGUUCCUCGGCUCAGAAGUCGUGUACACCUGUGCCAACUCGCACCGGCUAGCAGGCGUCAAUCGACGACUCUGUCUCGAUACGGGACUUUGGAGCGAAACGGCACCGCGCUGCGAGGAGAUUCGCUGUACCGAACCGACACUAACGCCGCACAGCUUCGUCAGCGUUACCGGCAACGAUCGGAUGUACGGACGCACGCUGAUACGGACGUCGGACGCGACGGUUAGCGGGGCACAAACGUUCCGUGUUGGUGCACUGGCGAAGUAUCGGUGCGAGCGUGGCUACAAGAUAGUCGGCGAGGCACUGAUCACUUGCGAGGAAACUGGGCUUUGGAGUGGCGAAAUACCGGAGUGUGUUUAUGUGGACUGCGAGACACCACAGAAUGUUACCAACGGUAAGGUAACGCUGGCAACCAAUGCGACAUACUAUGGUGCGGCGGCACUGUACGAGUGCGAGGGUAACUUUAAGCUGGAUGGAGUCUCGCGACGUCUGUGCCUUGAGGAUGGUACUUGGAGCCACGAGACUCCCCAGUGUGUGGAGAUCACCUGCAACGAGAUGAACGUGUCGGACUCGCUGCUCGUGAACUAUGGCAGCCGGAAGGUUGGCGUGCAGGCUGAGUUUAGCUGCAGCAAGGGCCGGUAUAUGGUCGGAAAUGGUACCCGUACCUGUCUGUCGACGGGUCACUGGUCUGGACGAAAUCCUGUGUGCAAGCUGAUUGAUUGUGGCCGUCCCGCGGAUAUUGAGAAUGGGCGUGUAAUUGUGGUAAACGAAUCGACAGUGUACGGUGGUUCGGCAGAAUAUCACUGCGUGCCACACUACAACCGUAUCGGUCCCUACCUGCGGAAGUGUAUGGACGAUGGCAAAUGGAGCGGUGAAGAGCCACGGUGUGAACUAAUCGUAAAUGACGCCCAAGAGACCAACAGUCUCGGGAUGGGCAUUGCGAUCGGUGCCGCCAUCAUUGUCAUCCUGCUCAUCCUCAUCGGCGUACUGUUUCUGCACCGGAAUAAAGCACGCCCGGUAAAGAAUACCGAGAACGUGCAGGCGGCUGAACACAAGGAGGACCAAAAUGCGGCCGUCAUGUCCUACUCGAGCCUCGAGAACGGUCGGCAUAACUUCGAUCUCACCAACCGGGGCGGAGGACUAGUCACGUUCAACACCUUCCACCAGUCCGGGGCGGGACACCAUCCACCACCACCCAGUCAGCUGACGCACAGCAACCACAACAACAAUCAUCUUAGCAGUAGCAACAACAACAACAACACCACCGGCAGCUCGCGCAACGGUGGCGAAAACAUCUACGACCAAAUACCGAGCGAACAGUUCUACGACGCACCGUACGAGAUGCGCACAAACGAGGAGGUGUACGAGCCGGAACCGACGAGCCGUGGCAACAUUAUCACGAUCAAUGGCGUUAGUGUCCGGUGA